CGCGUAUCUGGCGGCGCGGCUCACCACCGAUCGAAUCAAAGAAAAAUCAAGAAAAACCUCAAGCGGUUUCAAUUUUCAUCAUUCACUUUUUUGUUUGUUUUUUGUUUACCUACCACUUGUCUGCCCUUUAAGCGCUUCAAGUUUUGUGUGUUUUUGUUUGUUUUUGAAUCUACAACGAAAAGGAGUCGUCCACACAAGAUGCAGUACACAAAGUGCAAAACGAUUUUGAUGCUGGCCGUUCUAGCGUUAUCGCUGACGUUAUCUUUAUCGGCACCCUCGCCCCAGCAGCUCAACGCCGAGUUGGAGUCCACCCUGCAGGACAGCAGCUUCAGCAGCAGCGACCCGGACCUCAAUCCCAUCAAUGCAGAGGAGGUGUUGGGCGAUGGCCAAGAGCGCAACAAAAGAAAACUACCCGAUGCGACAUUUGAGGCCAAGAAUGCCGUGCUCGGCUUUGUCUUUGGUAAAAUCGACAACUUCCUGGACACGAAGACGCGCGUGAUCGAGCAGCUGGACCGCACCAAUAUCGAGAAGAAUAAACAGUGGGACAUCAAGUCGCCGGUGCCCAUCAAGGACUUCCAGACCCUGAUCACAGCCGUCGUCUCGCCGAAAAUCCGCUCGUUGGGCAACAUUGCCAAUGACAUCACCACCGGUGUAUUGACGACCAUCACCGCCUUCAGUGGCUCCUCGGCGGGCAAUGGCAAUCCCAAUGCCGGCCUGGGCAAUGUCGUCUCAAAGUUCUUGAGCUUCUCCGGCCCCAUACUGCAGGGCUCCUCGGGCGGCGCUAACGGCAUUGGCGGUGUAACGACACCCUCACCGGACUCUGACGAGGCGGGCUACUAAACAGGAGCCACAGGAUGAAUGGAGAAAGAGAGAGAGAGAGAGAAAGCAAUGAGAGCGCUAAAUCGGUUGAACUUUGUAAUUUAUCGUUAUCCUUCGACCAAUUCUCAGAUUCUCACUCAACACUCUUGGAUGCAUGGAAGCGUGGAUGCAAAAUCUUGUUGAAUUUUCCUGCCCGGCCCUGCCCUUGCUCCCCUCCCCCACACUAGUUAAGCUCAACUUUACGCAUUGUUUCAUGUUUGUACAUACAUUCGGCAUAUAUAAAUACUAUCGAUAUCAAUCAACCCACACGACACUAUGGCGAUCGAAAAUA
This is a messenger RNA of Drosophila guanche, 1150 nucleotides long. RefSeq lists its product as uncharacterized. The coding region runs from base 199 to 840 and encodes 213 amino acids. Lineage: Eukaryota; Metazoa; Arthropoda; Insecta; Diptera; Drosophilidae. The transcript is spliced from 4 exons. The record is from RefSeq and is a predicted model, not a curated record.